Molecule: messenger RNA, 1313 nt
Organism: Paramecium octaurelia
Lineage: Eukaryota; Ciliophora; Oligohymenophorea; Peniculida; Parameciidae
Source: the annotation of a GenBank genome assembly
AUGAUUUAAAAUAAAGAACAUCUACCCCAGGAAUGGUUUGACUUUAUCGAAUAAAUCAAAAUUUUGAAUCCUAUUGAUGAAGAAACAGUAAAAUAAUUUGUAAAAGUUCGAGUCAGCCAAUUUCCAUCAGAUUAAUAAAUGAGAGAAUACUACGAAGAAGUUUUUUCAAAGUAUUACUAUCAUUCUACUAUAAUUAGAUCGACUAAUGAUUCAAGUCGAAAGAAGUGGCAUCAAUAAGACAAAAUGUUGCUUAUUUGGAGCGUGACUAAAUACUUGAUGUCUUAAAAUAGAUCUGACCUUAUUCCUGUAAGAGUUUUUAUUUAAUGUUAGAAUAAUGGGGAUUGGGAAUAUAUAUCAAAAAUACUGUGUGUAGAUAAGUAAUUAGUCGAGUUAAAAUGGUUAUCCUUACUCCAUUCCAAUCUAAAAAUCUCAACCUGGACCAAAGAAGAGGAUCAAAUUUUGACAGAUAUUGCAAGGUAAGAUUUUUAUAUAUUUUAGUUAAUACUAUUCAAAAAAUAAUUGGACAGAACUAACAAUUAAGUUUAAUUAAUUGUCCUAGACUUAGAGAUAUCCUAAAUAAAUUAGGGAGAGGUGGAAUAACGUGUUAAACCCUACCAUUUCCAAGUAAACGUGGACGAAGGAGGAGAAAAUAAAACUCAUCUAACUGAUUUUAGAUUAUGGUAAGAAGUGGUCUAAAAUACAAAAUUAAAUGAAUAGUAGAAGUGAAAAUUAAAUCAAAAAUCAAUAUAAUGGUAUCAUCCGAAAUUUAAAACGAUUCAAUGUAAUUUUUCUUCUUUAUUUUAAGGUUUAACCAUCUGAAGAGAAAUAAUUACUAAAGGCAAUCGCUGAGAACCCUGAUCAAAAACUAAGUUUGACAGUUACUCAAUUUAUGUCUGAUUUCUUGGCCAAAAAAGAAGCUUCCAAAAGAGUGGAUACACCUUUGCUAAACAAUAGAAAAGCGGAAGGUGCAAGCUUAAAAAAAACUCAAGUUGAAUUACUUCCUAUUGACAAUCCAUUAAGUACUUCAAGUAAGAUAAAAUAAAUAUAUUUUAGAUCUAUCAUAAAUUGAAAAGUCCAAAAUAAGUCAGGAAUCUUAGCCUCAAAUCCCUUUGACUCCGAACUUAUACCAAUUGUAAAAUAGUAACCUCUCCAUUCCUCAAAUAUAACAACAAUAAAUGUAUUACGGAAACUAAUAUUAUAUGAACAGUUUCCCUAAUUCCUAUAUGAAUUAUACUCCAAUUAAUUAGGCUUAUCCAAACUAUUAUUAGUAUCCCUUGAGUUCGGGAUUUUAAUAAUAUCCAGGAUAUUUCUGA